Molecule: messenger RNA, 990 nt
Organism: Ctenocephalides felis (cat flea)
Lineage: Eukaryota; Metazoa; Arthropoda; Insecta; Siphonaptera; Pulicidae
Gene: Tsen2
Product: tRNA-splicing endonuclease subunit Sen2
Exons: 3
Coding region: 37-912 (291 amino acids)
Biological process (GO): tRNA splicing, via endonucleolytic cleavage and ligation; tRNA-type intron splice site recognition and cleavage
Cellular component (GO): tRNA-intron endonuclease complex
Molecular function (GO): tRNA-intron lyase activity; nucleic acid binding
Source: RefSeq, a predicted model, not a curated record
AGAACUAAUGUAGAAUUACAAUUUCCGUUGCCUGGAAUGUGUGUGCAUCCUUUCACAAAUGAAGUCACUUUAAGUGAAACAUUUAUUGGAGUUUUUAAUGGAUUUGGUGUGACAAUUAAAAAUGUAAAUGCUGUAGACAAUUUAUAUAACAAUGGAUUUUUUGGCAAGGGUUCAUUAUCUCGUUCACUGCCUCUAGAAAUAAAUAAAAACAAGAAUGUUCCUAAAAUUUUGAAACAGCGACAAUACAUUAGUCGUGAGACAUUAUUAAGCAAUACAAAUAUUAGUUUUGGUGAUAGAAAUUUGGAUAAGUUUAUAGUUUUACCAGACAGUGAUAAUGAAGAUAUUGAAACUGAUAUUGAAGUUCUGAAAUCUACUUAUUCUGAUUUACCUAGUUAUAUCAAACAAACUGAAUCAUAUAGAGAAUCCUAUUUUUUAUCAUUGGAAGAAGCAUUUUUUUUAACAUUUGGAGUAGGUUGUUUGAAAAUACAAAACGAAUUAGGUGAAUUGCUAACAACAGAACAAAUUUGGAAAUUAUUCCUGAAUACACAACCUGAUUUUGUUCACAAAUAUAUAGUAUAUCAUUAUUUUCGAUCCAAAGAAUGGGUAGUGAAGUCUGGAUUAAAAUAUGGAAGUGAUUUUCUUUUGUACAAAGAUGGUCCAAUAUUUUAUCAUGCUAGUUAUGCAGUUAAAAUACAAGUUAUUCAAUCUCAUGAUGUAGAAAAUAAAUAUGGUAAAGAAUUAAAUAAAUAUCAAAUAAAUGCAAUCACAAGAUUAGCAAAUGCGUCAGGAAAGGAAGUACUGUUGGCACAAGUAUUUUUUCCUGAAGAUUUUGACAAUGAUUUAGACAAAAUAUGUGAUGUUAAAGUCAAUGAAGUGCAUUUAAAGAAAAUAUUUUUGAAAGAUAUUUUGUGAAAGGAAUCAACAAAUAGUCUUAUUUUUAGUCAAAUAUGUAUAAAUGUGUACGAACAUACAAAGAAAAAAUUGGCUUAU